Molecule: messenger RNA, 1452 nt
Organism: Triticum turgidum subsp. durum (durum wheat)
Lineage: Eukaryota; Viridiplantae; Streptophyta; Magnoliopsida; Poales; Poaceae
Source: the annotation of a GenBank genome assembly
AUGAAGUCCUCCAGGGCAGCAGCGACCAUCGUCGUCCUAGCCUUGGCCUUCGCCGUCCAUUCCUCACCGGCCGCCGCCAAGGGGCUCUCGCCGGAUUUCUACGCAAUGUCGUGCCCACAACUGGGGCAGAUUGUGAGGUCCCACGUAGCCAAGGCCUUCCGCCGCGACCCCGGCGUCGCACCGGCCCUCGUCCGCAUCUUCUUCCACGACUGCUUCCCACAGGGCUGCGACGCGUCGGUACUCCUUACGGGGAACAACAGUGAGCAGGCGUUGGGGCCCAACCUGACGCUCCGGCCGAUGGCGCUCAAGCUCAUCGACGAUAUCCACGCCGGCGUCGAAGCCACCUGCCCCCGGACUGUCUCCUGUGCCGAUGUCACCGUCCUCGCCACCAGGGACGCCCUCCUGCAGGUGGAAGAAUCGGAGAUGAAGUCCUCCAGGGCAGCAGCGACCAUCGUCGUCCUAGCCUUGGCCUUCGCCGUCCAUUCCUCACCGGCCGCCGCCAAGGGGCUCUCGCCGGAUUUCUACGCAAUGUCGUGCCCACAACUGGGGCAGAUUGUGAGGUCCCACGUAGCCAAGGCCUUCCGCCGCGACCCCGGCGUCGCACCGGCCCUCGUCCGCAUCUUCUUCCACGACUGCUUCCCACAGGGCUGCGACGCGUCGGUACUCCUUACGGGGAACAACAGUGAGCAGGCGUUGGGGCCCAACCUGACGCUCCGGCUGAUGGCGCUCAAGCUCAUCGACGAUAUCCACGCCGGCGUCGAAGCCACCUGCCCCCGGACUGUCUCCUGUGCCGAUGUCACCGUCCUCGCCACCAGGGACGCCCUCCUGCAGGCUGGAGGGCCCUACAUCGACUUUCCCUUGGGCCGUCGCGACGGGCUUACCCCGGCGUCGGCGGACCUCGUCUUGGCUCUACCAGCGCCAUCCUUUGAUGUGCCCACCCUCAUCAGCUCCUUCGGCAACCGGAGCCUUGGUGUGGCCGACCUGGUGGCGCUCUCCGGCGCGCACACCUUUGGUGUCGCCCAUUGCCCCUCCUUCUCCGACCGCUUCACGCCGAUCAUCGACGCCAACCCGGCCAUCGGCCCCAAGUUCGCCAAGAUGUUGCAGGCCAAGUGCGCCAAGGAUGUCCCGGAGGGCACCGUAACCCAAGCACUCGACGGGCUCACGCCGAAGGUGUUUGACAACUUGUACUACACCGACCUCAUCACCAGGCGUGGGCUGCUCAAGUCCGACCAGGGCCUCAUCGACCACCCAGACACAAAAGGCAUGGCCACACAGUUCGCACUCAACCAGCUCUUCUUCUUCGAUGAGUUUGCCCACUCCAUGGUGAAGAUGAGCUAUAUGGACGUGCUCACCGGCAGCCAGGGCGAGAUACGGCUGAACUGCGCCGUACCCAACACGCGUGCCGAGGGCAUCGAGACAGCUAACGACGAGGGCCACGCUGCCAACAUGUAA